This is a messenger RNA of Kwoniella botswanensis, 753 nucleotides long. RefSeq lists its product as uncharacterized. The record is from RefSeq and is a predicted model, not a curated record. The transcript has 8 exons. Gene Ontology annotation, cellular component: mitochondrial inner membrane. Gene Ontology annotation, biological process: mitochondrial respiratory chain complex IV assembly. Bases 1 to 753 code for a protein of 250 amino acids. NCBI's taxonomy places the organism in Eukaryota, Fungi, Basidiomycota, Tremellomycetes, Tremellales, Cryptococcaceae.
AUGCGCUCAAUAGUCCCACUCUCAACCUUACGUCCGCACCUGUCUCCCCGUCCAUUCCUGCGUCAGACACCUUUGUUGAUCCGAUACAACUCUACCACCUCGUCUCUCAAACCCAAAUCAACAGCUGAACCCACAACAUUCUCAUCGAAAUCUUCUCCUAGAACCACUUAUGACUCACCGGAAGCUUCGAGGGGCAUGCCACCGCCUACGUCGGGGUAUCAGCGUAAACGUGUAGAAGAACCUAGAUUCACCAGCUCAGGUCAAGGGGAGGAGGCUUUCAGUGGACCUAGUAGACCUAGAUUGAUUUAUGAACGGCCGGGUGAUAGAGACUUACCCAAGGUUGGGAAUAAGCUGCCCUUUGUCAUCGCUCUGGGAUUACUGGGACUUGGAUGGGGUGCGUUCCUACUACAUGCUACCAACGCAGAACGUCUCGCUUCCUCGGUCCUACGUCAGGUGACAUUCCAACUGCGAAAUUCGAAAGAGGUUAUAUCAGUCUUGGGUGAGAACGUACGAUUAGUAGAAAAUUGGUGGGCUCUCGGUCAACCUUGGAUCUCCGGAACUAUAAAUUUGAUGCAAGGUAGAGUGGAUCUGAGCUUCAGAGUAAAGGGUGAUAAAGGCGCUGGUACUGUAUACUUCACCUCCAUAAGACCGCAGGAGCAGGGUGCAUGGCGAAUUGUGCGAUACAAGAUCAUAGCGGAUGAUGGUGAAGUCGUGCGAUUGGAGAAUCUGGAAAGUUUCAAAACGAAAUUGUAA